Messenger RNA from Bombus huntii, 6375 nucleotides. RefSeq lists its product as uncharacterized. Lineage: Eukaryota; Metazoa; Arthropoda; Insecta; Hymenoptera; Apidae. The transcript has 5 exons. The coding region runs from base 575 to 3739 and encodes 1054 amino acids. The record is from RefSeq and is a predicted model, not a curated record.
UUAGAUAUUUUAUAUAUGUUGUAUGUUACGCGCAUUCUAUGCAUUCUAUGCAUUCUAUGCAUUCUUGUAUCUUUAAAUUUCUCAUAAUUGCAUAAAAACCUGCAAUUUAAUAAUUACAUAAAAUAUUACCUUAUGUGUGUUAUACGAUACUAAAAAGCAAAAUCGAAUGUAUAAUCUUUGUACAUUGAAAGAAAUGAAUAAACUAAACUGGGACUGACACAGAAUAUGUGUAUAUCAUUCAUGCCUAUAGUAUUCAAUACCUCCUACUACUUCCUAUCACUGAUGUGCUUCCUACCCCUACCCAUUGCAUCUCUCCCCCCUACCUGUUGCACAGGCCUUUAAAAUUUAAAUCGUUGUCGGUUAGAAGCGGUUGAUCUGAGUGCACAGUUCAUGUGCAUUGUUGGAGUUCGGCGUCAUCUUUUACGUGAUGAGCUUUGUUUGGUUACAACCUGUUGAUAUGUACUAAUAUACAUCGCAAUUCUUUGCGUCAUUUUAUGAGAGUAUAUUGUAUCCUAGUUCCUAUAUUAGUUCUAAUACGUUUGGUGGGAAGAAAGUAAAAGGUAUUCGUCGUGAAAUGAGUGAUUCUGGAGACAAUAUUAAAUAUAAAUGGACCCCUGAAAGCACUUCGCUCUUGGUAUCGGUGUGGUCGGAUAGGCAAGUGCAAAAGCAACUUGACUAUGCUUCGAAGCCACAACUUGUUUGGGAAAAUGUUGCACGAUAUAUAAAAAAGAAAGGAUAUAAUGUCUCAGGUAAACAAUGUCGAUCACGAAUGAAACAGGUCUUGGUUUGUUACCGUGAAGCCAAACGAGCUGGUACUCGCGCUGGUGUAGAGCAAUAUUAUGAAUCAAUUGAUAGAGUUCUUAAAAAUAAACGUAUUGAAGAAAAUGUUAUUGGCAUAGAUACUGUGGAUGCAACAAUAAAUGUUAAAUCUCCUCCAAAGGAAGUAAAAACAAGUAAAAAUUUGCAAGUGAGACAUAAAUUUCAGGAGCCUGUACCAUCACUCCAUCGUACAGAAGCAUUAUCACCUACAUGGACAUUAGGACGUGAAAAUGAAUAUCCCGAUUCUCCUGAAUCAAAUGAAACUAUAAUAGCACGUCCUUAUAGAGUCUUUUCUCCAACAAGGGAUGUAGCUAUCAAUACUGGUGAACAGUUAACUCAGAUAGCUGCUAAAUCAACACAGUGCAAUACUUUUCCAGUAGAAGAAUCAUUAAAUGUAAAUUAUAAACAAAAUUUAGUUCCAGGUUAUAAUUAUGGAGAAAUACCCUUCCAAAAUACGGUACAAAAUGUGCAAAAUCAAAUAAUUCAAGAAAAUAUGCAGCAUAAUUUGCAACAGAAUCAUAUGUGCAAUAAGCAGAACAUUUUAGUGAAUAACUUAAAUCUUGAGCAAAAUCUACAAAAUUUAAAUCAAGGUUUAACAGCACAAUCUAUAAAUGUACCAAUGCAACUUAGUUCAAUGGCAAUGCAAAAUCCUAAUGUAGAACAUAUAAUUCAACAACACAAUCAAUUGCAAUACUUAGUAAAUACAAGUAAUCGUGCAAUGCCUCAGGAACCACGAAAAAUUGUGCUAGAUCAAGCUAGAACAAAUAUGUGCAAACAGCUAUAUGGCAAUUGUUCAGCUCAUAUACCUGUUGUAGAAGAUACAAAACGAAUUGGAUCUUUGUCCCCAGAUUAUUCACCAGAUGUAUCUCAAAAUUUAAAUGAUGCUUUCUAUCAACCAAAGAGUGAUGAAAAAGCACCCAAUUUAAAUAAAACUUAUAAUACAAUUACGCAAACUACAAACUCAUUAAGAGUACAAAAUCCUGAGAUUUCUGUGAUUACAAAUAACGCAACAUAUAAUGAUGAUAGCUUGCUAGAAUUUCUGAUAGAUUCACCAACUCCAUCCGAAAAUGAUAAUAAAUCAAAAGAUAGUACCGUCAAUACAGAUAAUAUCCCGGAUGUACCAUUAAGGAAAAAGAAAGCUGAGAAAUUGGAGCAACUCGUGUUAAGUGCAAUUAACUCUCAAAAUGAAGUCGUUAAUAAGAUACUUACUGCACAAAACGAUAUGGUGACAAAAUUUCUAGACAUAGAUAGAAACCGUCAAAGUAGGCUUGAAAAUCGUUUAGACGAUCUAUUAAAAGUUGUUCAUGCUUCUAUACUUACGAAGCAAACUUCAGAAGGAGAUAUCGAAAUACCUCCACCACCACCAGAACCUACGAUAACAUCCUUAGUACCUCCUCCACGACCUGGUGCUGCACCUCCAAAGUUAGAUCUAGUUCCUCCAAAACCUUGUCGUGUACCUUGUACAAUACCAAGUUCGAACAUUGAAUUGAUUAAUCAAAAUACCAUAGUAACAAGACCAGGUGUGGUAUCACCUAUAACUAGUCCAGUGAAGAAACCUGGUACUAUAUGGUCAAAAUUGGGACCAGUAUCUCAAUCUCCUUUUGUGAAAGCUCAGCAACGAUUAGGUUUACAAACAAUUACAUCUACGGAAACACGAACUCAAUCAUCUGCGGAGAGACGUAUAGCUAAGGAAGUGGAGAAAACUAUGGAUAUAGAAACGUUGAUAUUUGAAACUAAAAAUUUCUUGGACAUGGAGAAAGAACUAGAGGAGAAAAUAGAAAACGCUCGCCUUGAAGCAACAAUAAGCCAGACUUUACAUUCACGUAGAAAAUUAUUUACUCAAAGAGAACCCACACCAGCAAUGAUAUUAACUGCAGCAUUUUUAGAGAAUGAAUGCCGCACGGCUGAACAAUUUAUAAGUUGUUCUAAUAUGUCAAAUAUAAAUAAAAAAAAAUUAAGAGAUAUUGAUGAUGAUUUAUUAGCGGGUCAAGGUGAAAGUUAUGACCAUCUACGGCACUUCAAUAUAAAGUCUACUUACAUUCCUGACGAACCUUGUGAUACGUCUACGCCAGCAAAAAUAGGAACUAUUUCUAGUAAUCAUGAAAAAACAUCCAUACAAAUGGUACCCAAGCAAAAAAUUCAACAGUUAGCUCAGCUUGUAAUGAAUACAGGAAGGUGGAAAGAUGCUGGAGGACAAACUGGACAACAAUAUCUUGGGCAUCUAGUUCAGCCAAAUACACAUAAACAUCAAAUUAACACACAAAAUGUACCUUCAACCUUUUAUAAUGAGCUAUACACAACAGGCCAACCUAAAACUAUGUCCAAAGAAAUUCAAACAAAAAAUGAUCAAAACUAUGUUCAAGACUGGAUGUUAAAUAAAUAUGAAGACCCAAUAAACGAACAACGAAUAACAUAUGGUCCUUCUUGCAACGUAACAAAUCAAAACUUUCCUAUAGGUUUCACAAGACCCAAUACUGAAAAUUUAAAGCGAAAGGAUUCUAAUAGCGAGAUGUGCAGACCCCUUGAAUUCAAUAGUAAUGUUAUAUCAGAUCGUAAACAGAGCGUGCGUUUCAUGGAUGAGGCGUUGGCUGAAUUACAGCGUAUGUGUAUUGAAACAAUGUCUAAAGAACAACAAACAAUGAACGAUAGCUUGCCAUAUGUGUUGAAUAAUCCUAAUACGCUUCCAAUUGAGAAUCGACAGAUGAUUGAAAAAUAUAUUCACGAUUUAAUUCCAAGAAAAUUGAAAGACAAUAAAGACAAAGACACUGAUUCCGAUAACGAUGAUGAAUUUUUGGAUACUACUACUAGUAUGCCUGCGAUUGUACCACGUCGAAGUUCUCUUACAUCAACUGGUACUGCAUCUACUGAAACUGCACAUUCCAUAAAAUUCCCAAAACCAGAAAAUUGCGUAAUAGCUUAGUUAUACAAAUAAAGUAAUAUAUUCACCACUUUGCUUCCAUUUUAUACAGUAGUUAAAUAACAAAACGUUCAUAAACAUUCCUAACUAUUAUUAUAUUAGCAUCUAAAAAGAAAAUAAAGUAUUAUUUUCUUUAUCAAUUUGUUAAUAAUAUAAGAAAAGAAUAAUAUUUUUGAAGAUGAAAUACAAUGCAUAUUUACAUAAUUUGUGCAAUAUAUAUUUUUUCUAAAAAUUAUAAAAGAUGCAGAACUAAAACAAAAAAAGAUGCUUUAAUGAUAAGGCAAUUAUGUUAUUCAAUACUUAUUUUUAUGAGAAGAAUAAGUCAAGCUUUGUUAAGUCAAAAAAUAUUCUUUUUCUUAAAAAGUAACACUUAUUACUGUUAUGCUUUCAUCAACGUGUUCAAACUGUUAUGUGAGUCAUUGGAUAAAAAUCAUUCCUAUUGAACGUUAUUAAAUAAACUAAAUUGUUUAAAGAUUCUAUUACUUUUUAUCAUAUACAUUAUACAUUACUUGUUAUAACUUGAUUAGUUUAUUCAACAAAAUUACAUAAUAUUAAUAAAUUCUUUUAUAUUGUUAAUUUGCGUUAAACUUUCGGUUUAUUGGCAUGGCCUGUAAAUAAUUAUAGAUUUUCAAGAAUUUUUGACUUUCUGUUAUAACAUAGAACGAUGUUGAAGAUAAAUGGACGGUCGAUUCUGAAUCUUGAAAUUUCAAUCAUAAAACUGAUUAUUACUUGCAUCCCUAUUACAAAAUUGUAAAAUAAUAAAUUAUACAUGCGAGACAACACGUUAACAAUAUAAAAGGAAAGCAAUGUUAAUAAGAAAUGUCGGAGUAAUUUUAACAUAAUUUCUGUUAAAGUAGGUACAUUUAAUGUGAAAUACAAAAUUACGAAAAGUAGUUACUUUUUAUUUCCACACCUUUAUACUAAAUGAUAUUUUUAGUAAUAAUGUGUUAACAUUAACAUUAAGUACAUUAACAUUAACUACAUUAAGUGUAUUGUUUAUCGUUAUGAAAUGUUACGUCUGAUUAGUAAAUUACGAUAUUUACGUCAAGUAACAUACUCAAUGAAGGUAACUUUGGUAAUUAUUGAUGGCUCAUCCAUCUCAUCGACUUCGACGAAUUUUGAAUAUGUUAUUAGAGGUAAGAUUCUGAAUAACUUUCGCUAUACAUAUAAUCGAGGUUCGACCUUAGCUUCCGAGAUAUUUGCAAAAAAUUGUCGGUAUUACAAAUAUACUGAUGCAUACGCUGUCACAGACGCGUAAGUAUAGGGAGAAUUCAUUGGAGUGGUACCGACAGUUUCUUGCGAAUGUUCCGGAAACUAAGCGUGAACGGCGUUUAUAUGUGUAGGAAAGUUAUUCAAAGUGUUCUCCAAGACAUUUGCGACAUCUAUCGUAUGAGGGGGUGACUCGGAUGAUGGAAUCUACAUCAUUCGUGAGACGAUUCGGGAGAACAUAUUUGAAGAACCCCCGUGAUAAAACCGGAAAGGUUCGUUUAUGACCAAACAGAAUAAUUAAGCACGUUUUCGCCCUUGGUUAGCACUUUUAGCACGGCUGGUAAUAGAGUCGGCUGUGACUAUACACGCAAUAUAUAUUUGCCAUAUGUUGCUUAAAAAUUCAUAUACAAAUUAUGAAAAAUUAAUACAUAUAAAAAUGCGGCGAACUUGUACAAACGUUCUGUCCUUUCCGAUUUCAAUGAUUUUGAAAUAUGUUAUAGAAACCAAAUUUUGAACAAUAUUUUCCUAUAUAAUACAACCGGCAAUUGGUUUUAGUUUCCGAUAUAUUCGCAAAAAGCAACCGGUACCAGUACAUUGAAUUCAGUCUAUAAUUGUGAAUCCGUAGCAGCGUAUGUACUAAUAUUGGUUGUCAGCCGAAUAAAAUAACGUCUAACCCAAACCUAAUUCUUGGUUUGGUAUAUGUUUGGAUUAGGUGGUAAUUAAUCUAGCCACCAUCAGGCGGCCAGUAACCAAUACUGGCAUACGCUGUCGCGGAUGCACAAUUGUAAACAGAAUUCACUGCAGUGGGAAAUGUUGAUUUCUGCAAUAUAUACAAAAAUCACUGAAAGCCGUAGGGCGAACAAAGUAUCAAUAAUUCCAGUAUUUAUUUUAUCUAUUUAUUUAAUUCUUCUUUUUCUACUUUGAAUGGCUUUCGCCUAUCAGGAUUAUACCCAUAAAUAAUCUCCAUCCAAUACAAAUAUCAAAAUAAUAUAUUUUUAAGGAUAAUUAACGUGUCCAUUGAAUAACAUUACUAUGUCUUGAUCUUCAGUUUAGUUUUUAUAAACGCCGUAGAAAAAUGGUCGACCGAUCCUCAUCAUUGGAGUGGGGGAGGAAUACGAAAACUAACACGAAUAAAGAAUAUUGCUGAAACAAAUUUUAUCAUAAGGACAAAAUAAUCCAAAUUGGAAGUGAGUGCAACACAUUUAUUGUCAGACAAGGUAUUGUUGAAAAGCUUAUAAUUGCGGAGCACAAGAAUUAAUUAUUACAUUACUAUGAUAUUACUAUUAUGGCACUGCUGUUCUUAGAUUUUGGGUUCUCUAACAAAACCACAGAAUAAUGGUAGGUUAAUAUCAUUUUCCUUAUCAUCAUUCAUAGUUUUUACGAUAUAAUAAAAGAAUGGCUGAUUAAUUAGGAACUUCCUUAUAUAUAUA